Porites evermanni is the source of this 2405-nucleotide messenger RNA. NCBI's taxonomy places the organism in Eukaryota, Metazoa, Cnidaria, Anthozoa, Scleractinia, Poritidae. The record is from the annotation of a GenBank genome assembly.
UGGUCGCAGCAACGGCUGGGUGGCUACAGACAGGAAAAGGCGUUUACGAAAAUUGUUUAUCAAGUCAUUGUUAUCUUACGGUGAACUUAUAGAGUGAACUUAAAAUAUGAUCAGUUUGAAGCUCCUUUGUGAUAAGAAUCAACAUUGCAUACUUAUUCUUUUAGUUUGUAGAACAAAAAGGUGAUGAUGGAAGCGUAGUUGCUGUAGAUACAGGAGAGCGAUGCGUGGGAUUUUGUGAAGACUAUAAACCUGAUGACAAAGUUUAUAAAAUUCAAGAAGGAUUUUUUAUUAGCUCGCAAGAUGGGGCUCAAAACUUGGAGGAACUUAAAAGGCAGAAAAUUACUCAUAUUUUAAAUGUAGGAUCAGGAAUAAAGAAUGCUUUUCCUCAGGUAAGAAGGUUUUUCAGUGUUACAUACUCUGUUCACGAAAACACUGAACAGCAUAUUAAAGACCCUAUUUAAGGCAACUUACAUAAACUGGGGAUUGGUGAUUUCCCGGCUGUAGAGGGGAGCCUAGCAAGUUACAGUUAGUAAAUAAAUGAGGUGUGAGGAAAAUAUUUUGUGCACUCGAUUUUUUUCCCAGAAUACACCUGGGACAGCAGACAUUAAAAUACCUUUUUUCCCCGGGAUGGAGGGUACUCCUAGAAAUUCCUUGGCAGGGCUGUGCUGCCUAGUGCUCCACAUCCUGACCUUUCUUCCACACCCUUUUUCAGACCUGUCUUCUGAACUAUUACUUAGCUUGCUAACCAAAUUGCGUUAAUUGAAGUCACCAUUUUGUUUUUUAUUUCUUUUAGCAGUAUUUGACAGUGAAUGUUCUUCCACUUACCCCCUUUGAUCACUUGGAGCUUGAAAGACACACCUCUGUAUGCUCUGGCGGUUCCCUUGAAAACCAAACCUGAUUUCAGACCAUAAUGAGCAAAGUCUAUUCCCGUUUUGAAGCGGAAACGGCUCAAAAACCAUACCCUUUGGGAUAGCACAUAUCCAUGCUGCUAAUAUAGGGUAGUACUGACCAGAGCUAUUUCCUCGAGUAAAGGGCGGCUAGCCUGCGCAAGAAGGCUAAAUACCGGUGUGAUGUCUUUCCAACCAAGGCCCCGUUCCCCUAAUGACGAAAAUUUUAUGUUUGACAGGAAUUUACUUAUAUGGAUGUUGAACUGCUGGAUUUGCCAGACACACAGAUUUGCAUUCGCUUUCCAAAGAUGUUUGAGUUUAUAAAACUUGGAAUUGAAAAUGGUGCUGUUCUUGUUCACUGGUGAGCUGCUCUUUAAUAACCUUACCUAACAUCCUAUUCCUUCAUUUCUGCUCUUUUAUCAGCUGUUCGCAUUAUAGUUGUUGUUACCUAGUGAAAAUAAGCAUACAGUUUUUCAAAACUGCAACAGAACACCUAAUUAAGCUGGUUUAUGCCAGCGGUAUGUUUGACGCCCGGUACAUGAUCAGAGUAUUAUGCUGGCAUGAUCCGUCAGUCCCUUGUCAUUCCUUAUAUAAGCCUUUUAACAAAAUGCAACGAUUUAUGAGGGAUACUACAUGUAUUACUAUAAAAUGCAGAAUCCAUCGUCCUCACACACAACUAGGAGCCAUGCCAAGCCGACCAUGCAGCCCGGCCUUUAUUAUAUCAACACUACAAAUCAUUAGUGCACUAGCACCAAAAGAGAGCUAACAAAACAGCUGAAACUGAGCCUACAAUAGAUUAACAUACAAGAAUAACUGGAACUAAGGCACUACUUGAAAUCCUACAACCCAAAAAACACAUGCAGGGUGGGUGGGCGGGGAAGGUCAGGCAAUGGCGGAAGGCAACCAAAACAACUGAACUCUGAAACGCCACGUGACCUGAAGACCCCCCGCACACUCGAACUUAUACUCCCAACCGUGUGUGAGAAAAACAUUUUCAACUUCUUUCGUUCCCCAGCCAGCUGAAAACCACACUUAAUCAAUAUGGGGUACACAUGCGUAACUCUCCUAUGGGGUUGACGAAAGUCAUCGAUGACUGACUGACUGACGUUUCAACUUCUGUGGAAUUCAAUAUUAGAGUCACCGAGGCAUCUCUAACUCUAAUUUCCACAGGCUAUCAAAAUGUUGUCAAACAACAACCGUAUUCAGAACUACACUCACCUAUAUGAUACUUGACCUAUUUCGUCAUGAUUUCAAAGUUUAAACCAUGAACUGUAACUUAAAAUAGUCUCUCGAGAAGUGAACUAUGAACCUGAUAAAACCAAUAAUGAAAUAUUAAUUUCUUGCAGUAAUGCUGGAGUUUCACGGUCUGCAACUGUAGUGCUUGGUUUUCUGAUGUCUACGUACAGUUUAUCGUUGGAAGAUGCCUUGAUCAUUGUUAAAAAGGCCAGACCAUGUGUAAAGCCAAAUGAAGGGUUUCUGCAACAGCUUCGAGAUAACGAAAAACGGCUUGGAAUAUGA